Molecule: messenger RNA, 279 nt
Organism: Pipistrellus nathusii (Nathusius's pipistrelle)
Lineage: Eukaryota; Metazoa; Chordata; Mammalia; Chiroptera; Vespertilionidae
Source: the annotation of a GenBank genome assembly
AUGACGACGCUGGAGGACGGGCAGCUGGGGCCUGACCCCGGGGCGCUGAGCUCCGAGCAGCUGGAGAAGCUGCGUGAGUACAAGAUCCAGACGCGGAUUGCUAACGAGAAGUACCUGAGAUCCCACAAAGAGGUGGAGCUGCUGCUCAGUGGUUUCUUCCGAGAAAUGUUUCUGCAAAGGCCAGAAAACAUCCGGGAAUUCGCUGCAGACUAUUUCACGGACCCAACACUCCCCGACAAGAUUCACACGCAGCUAAUUAAGGAGAAGAAAGGGGCUUAA